CGGCUUGCGUUGACAGUGGUUGGUACUGUGCGAAGUACGGCGGCACAGAUAUCGUCUGGCUGGGUUGUGUGUUUUUUGUUUUUUUUUUGUUUGUUUUUUUUACGGGUUUAACGUUUCCAGAAGUUGACAUCUGUAAGCAUGCAGUCCGAAUCGGGAAUUGUUCCCGACUUUGAGGUUGGAGAGGAGUUUCAAGAGGAACCAAAAACGUAUUACGAAUUGAAGAGUCAACCCUUGAAAAACAGCAGCCCGUCGGACCAGCGCGGCUCCUCCAAGCCCCCGCUGAGCUCCUCGGCCAUGACAUCACGCAUCCUGCUGCGGCAACAGCUGAUGCGGGAGCAGCUUCAGGAGCAAGAGCGGCGGGAGCAGCAGCGGCAACAGGCCUCCCAGUAUCCACAAACCACAGCGGCCCAGACCCCUGCCAUCAACGUCAGCGUGCCUGUCAGUUUACCGCCCUCUGCACAGGUACCAAUGGAGGUGCUGAAGGUUCAGACUCACCUGGAGAACCCAACCAAAUACCACAUCCAGCGCUCCCAGCAGCAGCAGGUGAAGCGGUACCUGGGAAAGCUUGGCUCUCAGGCGUUGAGCUUGCCCUGCCCCAACCAGUCCUCUGACCACGGGGGCAUGCCGCCAGGGCCGGGCAACAGUGCCCCCAACAGCCCUAUGGCCUUACUGACCCUGAACUCUAACUGCGAGAAAGAGAUGGAUGAUGUCAUUGAUGACAUUAUUAGUCUGGAGUCCAGUUACAGUGAUGAUAUCCUCGGCCUGAUGGACCCAGGACUUCAGAUGGCUAACACGAUCCCGGUGCCUGCAAACCUCAUGGACAUGUAUGGUAAUCAGGGUAUGUCCCAGCAAGGUCUGCCCAUCAGCAACUCCUGCCCUGCCAACCUGCCUAACAUCAAAAGGGAAUACUCUGUUUCACAAUCCCCGGCCAUCAUGCAUAUGCUGGAUAAGUCUGGAUCCUGUGGCAAAUUUGACAACUAUCAAAGGCCUGAAGGGUUCCCCGUGGAAGCUGAGGUAAGAGCUCUGGCCAAGGAAAGGCAGAAGAAGGAUAACCAUAAUUUGAUUGAAAGAAGAAGACGGUUUAACAUCAAUGAUCGAAUCAAGGAAUUGGGAACUUUAAUUCCAAAAUCCAAUGACCCGGACAUGCGCUGGAACAAAGGUACCAUCCUGAAGGCAUCAGUGGACUACAUCAGGAAGCUACAGCGGGAGCAGCAGAGGGCAAAGGAGCUGGAGAACCGUCAGAAGAAACUUGAGCAUGCCAACAGACAUCUGAUGUUGAGGAUACAGGAGUUGGAGAUGCAGGCCCGGGCUCAUGGGCUGGCCAUCACAUCCUCAGCGCUCUGCUCUGCCGAACUUAGCGCCCGGACCAUCAAGCAGGAGCCUUCUCUGGAGGACUGUCACCAGGACCUAUACACGUUCCAUCCCCAUCACCAACACCACCCCGCCUGCACUCCUGAACCUCCCGGCACCCUGGAGCUAAACGAAGGCCACGCUAACUUCCCCGAGGGUCACUACAGCAUUCAGAGCAAGCCAAGUUCCAAACUCAACGACAUCCUCAUGGAAGACAACUUAUCACCGGUGAGAGGGGGGGACCCUUUGCUCUCGUCCGUCUCCCCAGACACCUCAAAGGACAGCAGCCGUAAGAGCAGUGUAAGCAUGGAUGAGAAUGAGCAGGGCUGUUAGCACCCCCUACUGGAAGAAACCUCACCUGCAUCUCCAACCCCUCCAUCCUGCUGCACGUGUUCCUGUCAGUAGCUAACUCACUCUCAGCUGCUGGAGAGGCUUUUUCCUCUUUGUGUCAUUUGUUUGUUGUGUUUUUUUCUCCCCUACCCGUGUUUACAUGUAUCAAAUCUUUUCCAUUCAUGUUUUUUCUUUUCCUUUCUUUUUUUUCAGUUUUUUUGUGAUAUCUUCGUCUUUUGAAGCCCUCGACCUUGAUUUCAAGGACUGAUUUUAAAGUAUGUUUGCUUUAAUCAAUACUUUGAUGACAAUGAGUUACAAAAAUAGACGUUUUUUAUAUUUAAAAAAAUAUGCAUUUAUCUUUGGAUAGAGGCUAGAUUCUGUUUAUUUCUAUUGAUUCCAAAGAAUCUAGGUAAGUUAUAAAUCAUGGUCAGAAAUGUAGAUAUCUUGUGGUGAGAUGAACACUGCUUUUUAAAUCACUAGCAAUAAUAGAAGGAGAAAAAAAAUCUAUUUAUUACUAUAGUGCUUUACACUCCUUGUGUCUUAGAUUGAACUUGAAUGUGCCAAUGCCUUAUUAAGAUGUGUAUACAUGGAUGUUGUAUUGCUAUGCACAUGUUUUGGCUGUUAGCUGAGUCUUUGUCAGUCUUCCAGUUGAAAUUUCUUCCUUGAAAAAUAUUAAUCAUUUGUUGAUUUGAUCUUAUUUAUGUAUCUAUGUAAACAGGAUUUUAUGUACACAUUCCCCUUAAAAAUUUAUUUAUGACAAGGCUUUUAAAAGAGCCUGAGCUAAUAAACAAAAGCACAUUGAAAACAAUCUCAAGCUAAAACGUCUCCUUCUAGAUAAUUAAAAAGAACAGUCAGUAUCAAUAAAUGCUAAUUUAUGUCUUUUAUUCAGCCUUUUAGUCAGUAUCAUAAUGUCAAGAUGCAGCUCAACAAUCCAACAACAAGAGUUAUGCUUCACCACACAUCCUUUAACCACCCAGUGCUGAUUGAUCCAGCAGUGUGUACCAGAUUUAUUACCAAAACAUUCCUCGCUGCCAAAACCACUGAAAUACUUUUCAACAGAAAAUUAAACAGGAACAAACUUCAAAGAUUUUUUUUUCAAAUUGUCAAAACUAGUAGAAUUUUAUCUGAAGUAAAAAUGAAAGCUACGCAAAAGAAGCUGAUUUCACUUGAUAGAUCUGAAUAAUAAUUCUUCAAAUAUUUGACACGUGAUUGAUGUACGAAAGACGAAUCAGCACGGUUUUCAUUGCAUUCUUGUCUGUUGUGAUCAGACUAACUGAACUGGUAAAACUGCUACAAUUUCAGGACACACUUGAUCCAGUCACUCAAUUUUUAUAAUUGUCCAUCCAUUUCCUAAAUUAUUGUUUUGUUAUUUUUAAGUCACUACGACAACAUUUCACAGUCAGGCUGUGUUUUUUUUUCCAUUAUGUGAACAUUUAUAUUGCCAUGGAGUAUAAGGAGACUGCUUUGGGAUUUUGUAUGAAAUGCAUGACAUUGUCAAAACACUGGAAUGACCUCUGUACAUUGAAACGUGGUUUGUUUGCCUUUUUUUUUUUGUAUCUAAGCAUAAACUAACUAUUGUAUUUGGCUUUUCAAAUGCAUACAGAAUAUUGUAUGAGAUUGUAGAUUCUUUAUGGUGUAUGGUUGUUGUAUAUUUCAGCAAUUUGUUUUCAACAGUUAUAGCACAUUGCAUAAGUAUGUCUUUGUUAAUAACUACCUGCCAUACGUUGAGAGCCUUGUUACAGCACAGCCUCCAUUUUGUUAAACUAUGCAAUGGUUGAAGUUGUGCCUGUAGAGCAGCAUCAUGUCUUGACAAUGUGAUCUCCUUAUGAAUUAGUCUAAAACAGUAUCAAAGUGAUUAUCUUUUUAAUUGAUUUAAGUGCCUUACAGUCAUUUCUGUUACCUUGGUGAUGUAAGAGGACUGAUGCAAUGUCUUGUUGAUGUUUAUAUUGGUGUUUGGUGCUUCAUGGAUUAACCCGAUGAAUGCUAAGUUACCUUAGAGAGCAGUAGGAAGGGGCCUUUAGUCAGUACAAGAUAACCACAAGACCAAAGUGUUCAAUAUAAAACAAAUAAAUAAGGCAUUGCGAAAUAAUAAUUUAUCACUUAUCGAUUAUAUAAUUAAACCAAUAAAUUCUCAAAUAAUUGAAUAGGUUAUUAAAAUCAUUAUUGUAAAAUGUUAUUUUAUCACUCUUAUUCUUCAUAGCAGCAGUUUUAUUUAUUGCAUCAUUUCAGUAAAGAAAUGUUUGAUUUUUAUUUUGUAUAAUCUUCUGUUUUUAUUUCAUAUAAUAUCACUAUCAUGAUAAGUUUUGAAGAAAAAAAGUGUAAUUGGGGAAAAUACAACUAUGAAAAAUAAGAAUGAUGAAACAACAUGUCAUAGUAAUGAUAUGAGUUGUAAUAAUUAUAUAUAUUUAGCCCUUCACUUUAGUCUGGACUAAAAUAUGUAAAUAACUAAUCUAGUCUCAUCAUUCUCAAGAUGAAGUGUAAUAACUUUGGCAAUUCCUUAAUGUUUCAUAUAUCACCAGAUCAUAAUUUCAGUUUGUUCAGUACUCUAUGUUUAUUUAUUUCAUAAUGUCUUAUUUAUUUCUUUAAUAUGGAACACUUUGGAGCAUUGGUACAGUUUGUUUUAUCUUUAUAAAGGCCACAUUCUACACUGAAGACUUCUCCAGAGUUGUACUGAAUAUUCAGAAUCGUUUUGAGACUAGUAUGAAUGUAGUUCACAGUGAUGACUGCCAAAAUGUGUUGCCAAAAUCAAAUAUGCAGUAAGUCUAUAUAAAGAUAUGAAGUAGAUAUGAAGUUAGUGGUGUUUCACCUUCACAAUAAACAGCAAUACCUACAGCAUGAAGGCAAUCAGGCAAUAAGUAAGGUACAAACUGGUGAAGUUACAUUGUGAAAGUUCAUUCUUGAGCACAAAAAAAAGAAAAUUUAACUCAAGGUCCACUUAGUUUCCUAGAGCUUUCAACUGCAUCUCGUAGUCUUCAUCAUCAUGGGUUUUGCUCGGUUGUCAUCACAUGAUCUAAAUGUGGAACUUCAGUCACAUGGAUGAGCAAACACUAUUCGCUGAUGAACUCCGUGCCUCAAAAGUUCUGAAGAAAGGUACUAAGUGGACACUGAUUUAAAAUCUUUUUGUCAUAGUUGAAAUACAACUUUAGUGGACUGCAAAAUUACCCUCAUGGUCACACCAAACCCAGGUACUGAGCCUUAAUAGUUGCAGCACACACAGGCCUAUAACGUUGCCCUUUGACUGACCCCAGAUCAGCUAUUUUUUUCUGAUGAAACAGAUAAAUAAUCUAAACCCUGAAAUGUGAUUGGUUAAUAUGAACAUCAGCAUUACACGUGGUGGUGGCAGCACUUAAUUUAAAGCCAUUGCUAUGACUGAUUUCUCAUAAUGAAUCUUCCGGCUGUUAAUUAUUAUGGCACAUUAUGGGUAAACCACUAAUGAAGAACCAGGUUAGCUCAAUGUAGACCUGUAAGCUCAUUCUCAUCCCUGUGGUUCAUACAGACAGGUUGUCUGCUGAUGUUGCUACUGUUCUUAUUGUUACAGUUUAUAUGAGAUGAAUGUAGCAAUUAUUACUGUACGCACUGGUUUCAUAUUAGUGAACUCAAACUCAUUGGUACUCAAUGUGGAAACGAUGUU
This is a messenger RNA of Toxotes jaculatrix (banded archerfish), 5311 nucleotides long. Its product is annotated as microphthalmia-associated transcription factor-like. Gene Ontology annotation, cellular component: nucleus. Lineage: Eukaryota; Metazoa; Chordata; Actinopteri; Toxotidae. The record is from RefSeq and is a predicted model, not a curated record. The coding region runs from base 139 to 1683 and encodes 514 amino acids. Gene Ontology annotation, biological process: regulation of transcription by RNA polymerase II; melanocyte differentiation. Gene Ontology annotation, molecular function: DNA-binding transcription factor activity, RNA polymerase II-specific; RNA polymerase II cis-regulatory region sequence-specific DNA binding; protein dimerization activity. The transcript has 10 exons.